GAGAGGAGGAUGGCAGAGAUGUGUGACCCCAAGGAGCCAGAGGAGGCGGAGAUACGUGGGGGCCAGAGAUUGGCUGAGAGACACCCUGGACUCCUACGCAGUUUGAGGAGCUCACUAGCGUGUCUGACCCGGGACCCUCUGCUUCCCCUGCUGCUCUUCAUCUCACUGGGUUUCUUCACGCUCCAGCUGACCACGCUGAUUCAAGUUUCCAGGAUUCAGUUCCUGCAGAGAGAUUUGAAGGACCAGGACCACCCCAAGGAGAACAGCAGCCUGGUUAAUGUUGCACAGGAGCAGAUGCAAUCAAACCUGGAGGAGAUCCUGCAGCAGCUGACAUGGGUGAAUGCCACCCUGGCUGGCCUGUGCCAUCCUUGUCCUCGGAACUGGGAACUCUUCCAGGGAAGCUGCUACUUAUUCUCCUGGACCCAGAGUGACUGGAACUCUGCCGUCUCUGCCUGUCAGGACGUUGGGGCCCAGAUGGUGAUCAUCAACAGUCCUGAGGAGCAGAAAUUCCUGAAGAUUUGGUAUGUCAGAAAUAAUAAACCCAGCUGGAUUGGCCUCAGUGACCACCACAAUGAGGGCUCUUGGAAAUGGGUGGACAACAGCCCCCUCCAACUCAGCUUCUGGUUGAAAGGGGAACCCAACAACCACGAAGAUGAGGACUGUACGGAAUUGCACAAGGAUGGCUGGAAUGAUGGCAAGUGUAGUAUACAAAACUCCUGGAUCUGUGAGAAGCCCUCGGCUCCAUGCCCAGCCCUCUGAGGAUCACCGCCUCCCUCCACCGACUCCUGGCCCGGUCCGCAGAGAUCAAGCAGCUGGGACGUGCGCUGUGUUGGUUUCUCUCAGGCCCCACCCCUCUCUGUUUCCCCUUUGGUGAGUUCCUAUCCCCCUCCUGUAGAGAGUUCUUUGAGAUCCUGAGAGAGAUUCUGAGACCCCCUUAUCCUCUAAGACCCAUCCCUCCGUAAGCUACAGACCAUCUUUUUUCACCUAUUGAUGAAAAAAGCCCCCCCCCAGCUCCUCUUGUGACA
This is a messenger RNA of Hippopotamus amphibius kiboko, 1025 nucleotides long. RefSeq names its product CD209 antigen-like protein 2. Bases 10 to 759 code for a protein of 249 amino acids. NCBI's taxonomy places the organism in Eukaryota, Metazoa, Chordata, Mammalia, Artiodactyla, Hippopotamidae. The transcript is spliced from 8 exons. The record is from RefSeq and is a predicted model, not a curated record.